Molecule: messenger RNA, 867 nt
Organism: Sungouiella intermedia
Lineage: Eukaryota; Fungi; Ascomycota; Pichiomycetes; Serinales; Metschnikowiaceae
Source: the annotation of a GenBank genome assembly
AUGGCAAAGUUCGCAUUGGUCACUGGAGCAUCUUCUGGAAUAGGUUACAACUUGGCUGUUGAAUUGUCAAAGAAUGGCUAUACGGUCUUUGGUGGUGCACCCGCACCUGUAGUUCAUCUUAUGGACCCUCUCAAGGAAUAUGGUGUGAUACCGUUUGCCUUGGACAUCACCGAUAUCCAGCUGAUUAAAGAUGCGGUUGAGCUUUUUAAGAAGGAGUCAGGUGGUGAACGACUUGACGUUUUGUAUAACAAUGCAGGUAUUGCUAUUGGUGGACCCGGCUAUGACUUUGACGAUGCUGAGGUUGCAAAUUUCAUUAACGUCAACCUUACAGGCCACAUUUACAUGACCAAAUACUUCUCGGAUUUUGUUAUCAACGCAAAGGGCACUAUCUUGUACACUGCAUCUGUUGCUGCCAUCAUGCCACUUUCAUGGACUUCCAUCUACUGUGCAACCAAGGCUGCGAUUAAUGCUUAUGCAAAGGGCAUCCGUGCCGAAUUGGCUCCUUUCGGAGUUACAGUCCACAGUGUGAUUACUGGUGGUGUCGAGACGGGCAUUGCAGGUCCAUCGCAGAAGGUUUUGGCUGCUAAGGCUCGCCAGUAUAAACAUUACGUUCCCAGCAUGGAAGCUUCUUUCGCAGCCUCGGGUAACAUGGUAAAGAACACCAUGACUCCUGAUGUUUACGCUAAACGAGUAGUCAAGCGUAUUGUGCGCGGAUUCAGUGGCUUCAAUAUCUACGAGGGCUUCAGGGCUGGUACCUUGAACUUCGUUUCCAGGUGGUUGCCGCUUUGGGUCCAUUAUAAAGCAAUGGCCGUCUAUUUCAAGCAAUCUGCUGUGUUCAGAGAACUUAAGAGGAAGUUUGGUAAGUGA